AUGACUUGGAUUUCACCAUUGAAGGCAUUUGGUGUAAGAGAAUUACUUUCCAUGGAGAGCAUGUUCAAGUCUCACCGUGAAGCUUGUUUGGUCAUAGUUUCAAAGUCAAUGGACUCUGACACAGGAACUCAGAUUCUGAAUCCUUUUGUGAAAAAAGGAUUCAGGGUCACUGCCAGUGCACCUGAUUUCAAAUACAUAUUCAAGGGAACUCAUGCUAAAUCAUGGUUUCAAAAGUUAAAGGAAGGGAAUGUGAACCCCGGUGAAGUUUUCUUGGGACAAAACCUCUCCAAUUUGCUUAGGCUUGCAUUGUUGUACAAGUUUGGAGGUGCAUACAUUGAGGCUGAUGUAGUGGUCUUGAAGAUCUUCUCCAAAUUAAGGAACACAAUUGGAGCUCUGAAUCUUGAUCCAAGAACUGGUGAAUGGAGUCGUUUGAACAAUGCAGUGUUGGUACUCCCGCCGCCGUGUUCAAGAGGCAACCGAGGAAUAUUCACUGAGUCAUCACUGGCCGACGUGGUCAAACAAACUCCUGAUAUGGCUGACAAUGGAGUCCAUCAGCUCACACAGAGCGAGCUUAUGGCCCAGAUGGCUGAGCUCCAAGCAGAAGUCAAAAGACUGGCCGAACUGUCGGCACAAAACAACACCAACAAGAGAGACGAGGGCAAUCCCAAGAGAUCAUCCCAAGGCAUGGCUGAUCUAUUAAUCGACGACCCCCCGAAGGAGAGACUAACUUUGGAUAACCCCUUUUCCGAAGAGAUUACGAACUUUCAAAUGCCAAAACAUUUCACACUACCCUCCUCCCUCGAGCCCUACAAGGGGAUUGGUGACCCCCGGGCUCACAUUAAGAAAUUUCAGUCUAUGAUGUUUUUUAACGGCCCUAACAAUGAACCUGUGCUUUGCAGAGCUUUCCCGACUUAUCUUGAUGGAGCGGCUUUGCUUUGGUUUUCGAAACUACCUGCAGGUUCAAUUUCUUCUUUCGAAGAAUUGGCGAAGUCAUUCAUUGAUUAUUUCGCCGCAGCAAGAAUAUACGUCCAUGGGUCGGAUUAUCUAGGCACAAUCCACCAAGGUCCUCAGGAAAGUUUGAAAGACUAUCUGACCAGAUUUGCAGAGGCGACUAUGGAGAUACCCGAUCUAGAUCCCGCUGUCCACCUGCAUGCACUUAAGGCCGGCCUCCGACCUGGAAAGUUUAGAGAAACGAUCGCAAUUACCAAACCAAAGACAUUGGAGGAAUUCCGGGAGAGGGCGGCCGGACAAAUGGAAAUCGAAGAAUUACGUGAGGCCAACAAAACGAAAAGAAAACCCAGGAGAGAAGAGGACCGUACACCAAGGUCGGCUCACAACAAAGAUUUCGGCAAACCAUUCAAACUUACUCCAAAAUUCGACAAUUACACCAGAUUCAACACGAGAAGGGAAAAGAUAAUCAAGGAAAUACUCAAUGCCAAAAUCAUAAAACCUCCAACAAGGGCAGGCAGCUAUCAGGACCAGAGGUUCGUAGACAAAAGCAAACACUGUGCUUUCCACCAAAAAUACGGACACACAACUGACGAAUGCAUAAUAGCCAAAGACCUCCUGGAAAGACUCGCUCGGCAAGGCCUACUCGAUAAGUACAUCGAAGGAAGAAAACAUAAAGAAGGCGACCAUGACAAGGAGGAAAGACAACCGACCUCAGCCAACAAAGAAACCAACAAAUGGCCAAGUAGCAACCAACCCAAGGCAGUCAUAAACUGCAUAUCCGGAGGAUUUGCCGGGGGCGGUGAAACAACGUCGGCAAGGAAACGCAGUUACCGAGCCAUGCUAGCCAUAGAAGGAACAGCGCCACUAAGAAAUCACGAUGCGCCAGAUUUAGAAAUCACCUUCAACAAAGCAGAUAUAUGCUCGGCCGCCCCACACCUAGACGAUCCAGUAGUAAUCUCUAUCCAGACAGGCGACCUAUUGGUAAGAAAGGUCCUUUUAGACCCAGGUAGCAGUGCAGACGUUCUCUUUUAUUCUACCUUUUUAAAGAUGAACUUAUCUGAAAAACUCAUACAACCCUCCUCCGGAGAACUAGUAGGAUUCUCUGGAGAAAGGGUACCAAUAAAAGGUUAUAUAUGGCUUAAAACAACAAUAGGUGGAAAUUCAUCAUUCAGAACCCUUGAUAUACAAUACCUGAUAGUUGACUGCAUUAGUCCAUACAAUAUUAUUCUCGGGAGACCUGCUCUGAACAUGUUCAGAGCAGUAAUAUCAACCUUUCACCUAUGUGUUAAGUUUCAGGCGCAGGACGGCAGAAUAACAACAAUCCACUCAGACCGCCAACAAGCUCGGCAGUGCUAUAACUCCAGCUUGAAAAGGUUGGAUAAGAGAGAGAAACAACACGAGGUCAAAGCAGUACAAACUAGGGAGGAAGUCCUAUCCCUAGCCGAGCUUGACCCCCGGGGAGACGCGCAGGAAAGACCCCAACCAUCAGACGAACUUUAG
Arachis ipaensis is the source of this 2451-nucleotide messenger RNA. RefSeq lists its product as uncharacterized. NCBI's taxonomy places the organism in Eukaryota, Viridiplantae, Streptophyta, Magnoliopsida, Fabales, Fabaceae. The record is from RefSeq and is a predicted model, not a curated record.